Messenger RNA from Acanthopagrus latus (yellowfin seabream), 2284 nucleotides. RefSeq names its product ubiquitin-60S ribosomal protein L40-like. Bases 466 to 852 code for a protein of 128 amino acids. Gene Ontology annotation, molecular function: structural constituent of ribosome; protein tag activity; ubiquitin protein ligase binding. Lineage: Eukaryota; Metazoa; Chordata; Actinopteri; Spariformes; Sparidae. Gene Ontology annotation, biological process: protein ubiquitination; modification-dependent protein catabolic process; translation. Gene Ontology annotation, cellular component: nucleus; ribosome; cytoplasm. The transcript has 6 exons. The record is from RefSeq and is a predicted model, not a curated record.
UAUACACUUAGCUUUUAACAUGCUAGCUAAGAUGAGCUACAUGUCCGAACACCUGUCCAUCUUUCUAAUGACAGUGUUAGCUAACGUCAUGAACUAGCUUGAAGAACCGAAACAUGUCGUCAACCCCUUAAUUUGUUAAUUAUAGUUUUACAUCCGCGACGUUUUCAUUUAUUGGUUCAUUAACAAUUAUUGUGUGCACUGAAUUAAGAUAACAGCGCGCAACUUGCCCGCACCUGACUAACGUUACAGUAACUGAAACGGUAACACCAAGCUAGCUGUUAGACGAGAGAAGUUAACCGUUUAACUUUAGGUCACUUGUAAGAGAUACUUAAUGAUGCGGUUUGGCUGAGCAGAAACAAAAAAACUGGACGAGCUUGUUCCCCUCCUUAGGCACAGGACUGGGCUCAACACGUUCCUCGUUUGCCUUCUGCCUCACUGCUGGUGAAUGAUCUCGAUAAAACAACAAUGCAGAUUUUUGUGAAAACACUGACGGGUAAAACCAUCACCCUCGAGGUGGAGCCCAGCGACACUAUCGAGAAUGUCAAAGCCAAAAUCCAGGACAAAGAAGGUAUUCCACCUGAUCAGCAGCGUCUCAUCUUUGCUGGAAAGCAGCUCGAGGAUGGACGCACCCUGUCUGAUUAUAAUAUCCAGAAGGAGUCCACCCUCCAUCUCGUGCUGCGUCUGAGAGGCGGCAUCAUCGAGCCCUCUAUGAAACUGCUGGCCCAGAAGUACAACUGCGAGAAGAUGGUCUGCCGCAAGUGCUACGCUCGUUUACAUCCGCGUGCCCUAAACUGCCGCAAGAAGAAGUGUGGACAUACCAGUAACAUCAGACCCAAGAAGAAGCUGAAGUAGACAGCUGGAAUCAAUAAUCAGUAUUGUCAACAAGAUAUUUUGACAAGCAUGAUUGAUAAAUAAAUGGAUGAUUUCUCACUUGCAGUCCCCUGAGAAUAUUUUCUUGGUCUUCAGAUGUGUUCUGUAGCUACAUGUGACCAAAAAAUUUUCAGCCAAACUAGUUUGUUUAAACUUGAUUAUUGUUUUUCACAUUAUACAACUAGAAUUAAGAUGCAGAGGAUGGUUUCCAUGUGCUAUAUUGAUUUUACAAAUGAUUUAGAUUUAUCAAUCAAUACUUUUUUCCCUUGAUGUGACGAAAGGUGCACUGUAAACUGUGUCAGAGAAGUUACUGGGAUCAUGUUGGAUCUUAUUUGUGAAUGUGUAUAAUGUGAAAUUCUGUAAGCCUCAUUUACAAAAACAACGGAAGGAAGAUGCGUUCUCAGACACAACUAUUUUAACUUUGAUGUCUUAUUUUUCAUAACAUCUACAACUUAAAAAAAUGUCUUCUAUGUUUGUCCUCUAAGAAAUCUGCAACAGAUGAAAAGUAUGAACCGUUCUCAUUAUCCUUUUUAUUUAACAGUGUUUGUCCCUUAUGGUUUCCAGUAACUAUUUCCAGUGUUGGGGGGUGUAUAGUGAUGAAGACAAUCCGUUUGGGUUCAUGACAGAAUAACCUGAAUAAACAAACAGACCUUAAAGGACAACACAAUUUUUCAUACUAUUUUACUUUGUUUGUAUGUGGCGGACUCUGCCACCUUUCAAGCUGCAGACAGUGUUCUGGGGACCUAAUUUUCUUCUGAGAACAGGUUGUUUAUUCAGUUACAGAAAAAAAAAAUGUAUUAUUCAUUAAUAUUGCAAAUACUAUUAUUCUGAGUUUGAAUUUCUUCUCCAGAACUACACAGUGCCCCUCUGAGGUCAUCUGUAGUAAUGUGAGCAUUUGAAGCGCUGCUGUUUCACUUUGCCUGGCCAGAAAUAUCAUGGCAAUCAUCUGGUCACAAACCUGCCUCUCUGACCUCACAGUGCACUUUUCCAUGACGAUGCUUGUAGAUAACGACCACAUAAGUGACAAACAAAAAGAUAAUGUUUGGACUUCAUUUGUGGCUCGGUAUGACUUUUAAAUUUCAGUUCUUUUGUUCUGGUCAGUUUUGAAAGGAAAGGUAGAUAUAACUUGUAAUGUGAAGAUGCCUGACCAUGUGAUCACCAUCUUGUGGUGUGUUUACUUACUGUAUACUGUAUACUGUUUGUAUAUAUGUUUACAGCCUAUAAGACAGUAUACAUGCUUCUAUAUUGUUAAUGUAUAGUUUGUUUGCAGCCCAGUGUUGUAUAAUGACAAAUAACUCACCUUGAACCUUGAAUAUGAAUCACUUUCAUUCACUUGCUGAAUCUAUGGUAGAAAUAAAGUUCCUAAACCAGAGGGGCCACAGAGGAGAAACAAUAAACAUGAGAAAGAAAUCCA